AUGGAGCUGGAGGACCUGCGACCUGCCUAUAAAGAUGCGGUCGACGAGCGCAUCUCCAUUCAAAGUCGCUUGGAGGAGGUAACUGGCAAGCUCAGCAAGGCCGAGGACAUCGCCAGGGGGACUUCGCAACAGCUCUCGGCCGUCCAAGCCGAGAACCGGGAGCUGCAGAAGCAGGUCAAGCAGCUGCAGGCGGUCAGGCGUGCGGCCCGGGUGGCUCGGCAGCGGUCGCCCAUCACAUGGCCUGCAUUCGAUGAUGCCCUCCCCGGCGAGGUGGCUGAGCGCGACGGACAUCGCAAGGCUGAUGCCGGCAUCGGUGAUGAUGCGGAGGACAUUUGUGAAAGUCGGAAGGCAUGUGAGCUGGGCAUUGCCACAACCGGACUGCGAAGCCAGCGUCAAAAGCAGGCCACCACGUUUGUCGAAGCUGCAGGAGUUUCUGGCGAUCAGUCCCGAGCGAGUAUUGACAUUGGCCCCUUGUGUUGCACGGCAGGCUGA
Messenger RNA from Symbiodinium natans, 492 nucleotides. Lineage: Eukaryota; Dinophyceae; Suessiales; Symbiodiniaceae. The record is from the annotation of a GenBank genome assembly.